CUCUCAGCGCAUCAUGACUGAGCUGCCCACUUUUGAGCACAAUACGGAGACUCGGAGCCUUGAGACAUACUUCAUCAAAGACGACAUCAAGGUCAUAGAACGAUUUUUCGAGGUUCCUCUCGACCAUUCGCACCCAGAGGGUGAGAAGAUCCAAGUCUUUGCGCGAAACCUCAUUCCUAGGAACAAGGCGAAAACGAAAGAUGACGAAGAGAAACUGCCGUACUUGCUCUUCCUUCAAGGUGGGCCAGGAUUUGAGCUCGGGUUGCAAGGCAGUUCCGGCUUCGCGGGCGAGAUACAUUCUGAAGGUUAUCAGACACUCUGGCUUGACCAACGCGGGACUGGUUUGAGCACGGCUAUCUCGGCUGACAUGCUGGCGUCGAAGUCGGAUGACGAGAAAGCUGCCUAUCUCAAACACUUUCGCGCGGACAGCAUUGUGAAGGAUUGCGAGCUUAUCCGCCAGACUUUGUUGGGUCAUAAGGAAAAGCCCGAGGAUCGGAAAUGGACCAUUAUGGGCCAAAGCUUUGGCGGAUUCUGCGCAAUCAACUAUCUUUCUUUCUACAGCGAUGGUCUGAAGGAGGUCUUCCUUACGGGCGGUCUUGCCCCUCUGGUUGACAGCCCCGACUUAGUGUAUGAAGCAUUGAUCAAGAAAGUCGUAAAGAGGAACCAAGUGUAUUAUCACAAGUAUCCGCAGGAUGUGAAGCGGGUUCGGGAUAUUAUGUCUUACCUCGAACGAAAUGAUGUUCGUCUUCCUAACAAUGGCCGCUUGACACCGAGCCGCUGGCAGCAGCUAGGAAUCGACUUCGGAAUGCGGGGUGGUAUUGAUCGCGUACACCAGCUCGUGUUUCGCGCAUCCAAUGACCUUGUCGUCUUCAAAUCUAUUGCAUACAAAACGCUGCAGAUCAUUCAGGGCAAGCAGGAUUACGACGGCAACCCGCUGUACGCGAUUAUGCAUGAGUCUAUCUACUGUCAGAGGAAAGCAUCGAAUUGGUCUGCGCAGCGUGUCGUUAACGAACAUCCUCAAUUCUUAUGGCAACAUGUCAGAUGCUUGGCUGACAUAGUGCCCGUCUACUUUUACGGCGAGAUGAUCUUCCCGGACAUGUUUGAUAAUUACAGUAACCUUCGGCCAUUGAAAGAAGCCGCGAUGAUUAUCGCGAAGGACGAGUCUUGGGGUCCGCUUUACGAUAUGGACCAACUGGCAAAAAAUGAAGUGAAAGUCACUGCCGCUACGUACAUGGAGGACAUGUACGUCGACUUUGGGUUGGCACAGGAUACAGCAGCAAAGAUCGGCAAUGUGGAACAGUUCAUCACGAACCAAAUGUUCCACGAUGCUCUCCGCGUUGACUCGAAAGAAGUCGUCAAAAAGUUAUUCGUACUAUCGAAGAGAGAGAACGAUUGAACGGUUCACGAGUAGCUUUGCUUUUAGUGGCGUGUCCCCUACUGUACCUUAGAAUGCUGCUCAUUUGAUCUGAGACUAGGAAAUCCCAUUCCGGCGAGGAGUAGAGAAGUCAACGGAGUACAGCAGUCUGAACGUUGAGUGAUGGGGACCGGGUACUAAAACCGUUUAACAUCAUUAGCUUCAAGUUUAUGAACCUGGACCGCAAUGUAUU
Stereum hirsutum FP-91666 SS1 is the source of this 1607-nucleotide messenger RNA. RefSeq names its product alpha/beta-hydrolase. The coding region runs from base 14 to 1396 and encodes 460 amino acids. Gene Ontology annotation, molecular function: peptidase activity. The record is from RefSeq and is a predicted model, not a curated record. The transcript has 14 exons. Gene Ontology annotation, biological process: proteolysis. NCBI's taxonomy places the organism in Eukaryota, Fungi, Basidiomycota, Agaricomycetes, Russulales, Stereaceae.